AACUGCGCACGCGCAAACUGUAGGCCUACGCCUUCAGUGGCUGGUUGCGCACACCGCUCCUACGGUCUGAAGAUCGGUUCCAGCCAAUGAAAGUUUUUGGUCGUUUUUAAGUACUACACAAAUAAUGACACCUGAAAAAGAGCAAGAAACGACUUAAUAAAAAUGUUAAUUGUGGCCGUGAGUUCACGGCAUUCGAUGCUCUAUUUUUUGCACUUCUAAAGCCGAAAAACAAUGCUUUCUAAAACGUGACUUAUUAAGGGCGGGUUGUGCCAGCGGCGGUGCAUUGAAGAAGCCUGAAAGUGACAAAACCCUCACUAGCUUCUUCCGCCCAACCAGCAGAGUCUAUCUAGGUCUCCGGUACCUUUGCCGCAACUUUGAGCGGGCUCUCAAGCCUUGGGGGCCUUCAUCGCGGGAAUUCGCGGGAUUAGGUGCGGGAGGAGGAGCCGAAGUGUGGUGGCUGACAAAUGACAGCUCUCAGGUAGUUCCGGGCUUAGUCUCGGGUUUAAUGCGCCACUCGGACCGCGGUGUGUGUGCGCGCACGUGGCUCCGCCCCUUUGUUCAGGGCCGUGUUCCCCAUGCUAUCUGCACGCCUGGCUGGUAGACUGCUUUGCCCCUUGGUGCGGGGAUCGGCUCCCACGGUAGGGAGCCAUGGCCUCUGGGAGCUGCUCCUCAAGAGCAGAUGCGCGGCCGCCCCCUCCCAGCACCUGUCGGGCCUGGGACGUGGGCUUCCUGGUGGCCCGACGGCGACUGGAGGUUACGAAGGAAGGGAUGACAUGCAGGAGCGUUUUCUGUUCCCCGAGUACGUCCCGGAGCCGGAGCCCGCACCGGCCGUGGAAGAGCAGCUACGGGAGCUGAAGCAGCGGCAGGAGGAGGAGGAGCGGCAGAAGCAACAGCGGCUGGAGGAGCGGCGGCAGCAAAAGCUACGGGCCAGUCGCCGGGUGCACCCGGUCGUGGGGCACCCGGACCCGACGGUGCCUCCCAGCGGCCUGAACUGCUCGGGGUGCGGGGCACAACUGCAUUGCCAGGACCCUGCCGUGCCCGGCUACCUGCCCAGUGAGAAGUUUCUUAGCGCGGCAGCGCAGGCCGACGGCGGGCUGGCGCGGACCGUGUGCCAGCGCUGCUGGCUGCUGGUGCAUCACCAGCGCGCCCUGCGCCUGCAGGUGAGCCGCGAGCAGUACCUGGAGUUGGUGAGCGCCGCUCUGCGGCGGCCGGGACCCGCCCUCGUGCUCUACAUGGUGGACCUACUCGAUCUGCCCGACGCCCUGCUGCCCGACUUGCCGGCGCUGGUAGGCCCCAAGCAGCUGAUCGUGCUGGGGAAUAAGGUGGAUCUGCUUCCCCAGGACGCUCCCGGCUACCUACAGCGGCUCCGGGAGCGGCUGUGGGACGACUGUGCCCGCGCCGGGCUCCUGCGGCUCCCUGGCCACCGAGGGCCACAGCACCCCGGCGGGGAAGGGCCACCGGACGGGAAGGAGAAUUCGAAUGCUUCCACCAGCUCCCGCACGGUGCUCAGGGACGUGCGGCUUAUCAGCGCCAAGACUGGCUAUGGAGUGGAAGAAUUGAUCUCUGCACUUCAGCGCUCCUGGCGCUACCGCGGCGACGUCUACCUGGUUGGUGCCACCAACGCUGGCAAGUCCACUCUCUUCAACACGCUCCUGGAGUCGGAUUACUGCAUCGCCAAGGGCGCUGAGGCUAUCGACCGAGCUACCAUCUCCCCUUGGCCUGGUACAACAUUAAACCUUCUGAAGUUUCCUAUUUGCAACCCAACUCCUUACAGAAUGUUUGCAAGGCAAAAAAGGCUUAAAAAAGAUGCAAAUGAAGUUGAAGAAAAUCUUAGUCCGCUAGAACAAAAUCAACUUAAUCUCUUGAAAAAGCAUGGUUAUGUAGUAGGAAGAGUUGGAAGAACAUUCUUAUAUUCAGAAGAACAGAAGGAUGAAACUGCCUUUGAUUUUGAUGCUGAUUCACUUGCCUUUGACAUGGAAAAUGAACCUGUGAGGGUUGCAGAUAAAUCCACCAAACGAGUAGAACUGACCCCACAAGAUGUGAAAGACGCCCACUGGUUUCAUGACACCCCUGGAAUUACAAAAGAAAAUUGUAUUUUAAAUCUUCUAACAGAAAAAGAAGUCAAUAUUGUUUUGCCAAGACAUUCCAUUGUUCCAAGAACGUUUGUGCUAAAACCUGGAAUGGUUCUAUUUUUGGGUGCCAUUGGCCGCAUAGAUUUUCUGCAGGGAAAUCAGUCAGCUUGGUUUACAGUUGUGGCUUCCAACUUCCUUCCUGUGCACAUUACUUCCUUGGACAAGGCGGAUGCUAUGUAUAAGAAGCAUGCAGGUCAUACAUUACUCAAGGUUCCAAUGGGUGGAGAAGAACGAAUGGCAGGAUUUCCUCCUCUUGUUGCUGAAGACAUUAUAUUAAAAGGACUUGGGGAAACUGAAGCAGUGGCUGACAUCAAAUUUUCUUCUGCAGGCUGGGUUGCAGUGACGCCUCAGUUUAAGGACAGACUACAUCUCCGAGGCCAUACACCUCAAGGAACAGUGCUGACGGUCCGGCCCCCUCUCUUGCCACAUAUCAUUAACAUCAAAGGAGAGCGUAUCAAGAGAAGUGUGGCUUAUAAAACCAAGAAGCUUCCUUCCCUUGUGUACAACCUGCAGAAAAAGAAAAAACAGAUAAAUACAUGAAGCUGACCUUACCAGUGCUGAAUAUGAACUCUAUUGAACCUAACUACAUACAUUGAAUUGUAUUAAAUGUAGCUAUAAUAAAGCUCCCCAGUUCCCACUCAUUUUUUAAACUCAGGAAUGUGCCUAUUUGUAAUAUAUUGAGUUUGCAACUACAUGUUAGAUUUUUGUAGGGAGUAUUAUAUGUACAUAUCUGUGACCCAAAUAUACCUAAAAAGGAGUUCUGGUACAUUAAAGUUUCUCUCACUGUU
Hipposideros armiger (great roundleaf bat) is the source of this 2920-nucleotide messenger RNA. It is a transcript of the gene NOA1, whose product is annotated as nitric oxide associated 1. The record is from RefSeq and is a predicted model, not a curated record. The coding region runs from base 576 to 2672 and encodes 698 amino acids. The transcript is spliced from 7 exons. NCBI's taxonomy places the organism in Eukaryota, Metazoa, Chordata, Mammalia, Chiroptera, Hipposideridae. Gene Ontology annotation, molecular function: GTP binding.